Colossoma macropomum (tambaqui) is the source of this 3231-nucleotide messenger RNA. It is a transcript of the gene snx8a, whose product is annotated as sorting nexin 8a. Gene Ontology annotation, biological process: retrograde transport, endosome to Golgi. Bases 87 to 1664 code for a protein of 525 amino acids. Gene Ontology annotation, molecular function: phosphatidylinositol binding. The transcript is spliced from 13 exons. Lineage: Eukaryota; Metazoa; Chordata; Actinopteri; Characiformes; Serrasalmidae. The record is from RefSeq and is a predicted model, not a curated record.
GGAAAAAUAACCGCCGUUCGUUCCAACUCCAACUGCUUUUUUUCGCUUUUCCUCAGGAAAUCACAUGGAGGUGUCGAUGUACUCACAUGACAACCUGGACUAUGGAAGGAGAGAUAAAUGAAGGAUCUGUCCCCCUGUAUUAUCGGGAAGUGCAUCAAGCUAUCAGCAGUAGGACCGACGAACGAGUGCAAAUCGAAGUGUUCCACAGACUUCUCAACAGAACCGAUCUCUCGAUAAACCAACAGAACCAGAUAACAGACCAUAUAGAUCAUGGCGAUGGCUUCCUUAGCAAGGUAUCCUUCUAUAAAGCCUUGGCUUUGAUUGCACUUGCUCAACAAGGGAAGCAACCAAGUCCUAAACUCCUGGAGAACUGCAUACAAGAGUUCCCUAAGCCCCAGCUUGGAGAGCCGAAGGACCUGCAGAACUUGAGGAUGCAGCCAGUUCAGGAGAACCCUCUGCUCCUGUCACUGACCCUGACCAACCUGCUGGGCAAGGACACCAUAAAAGUGGAGCUCAUCCCAGAGAAGAAAGGCCUGUUCCUCAAACAUGUGGAGUAUCAAGUCACUAGUCAGCGCUUCAGAAUUUCAGUCUAUCGGCGGUACAGUGACUUUGACGUCUUCCACGAACUUUUGCUGCAGAGAUAUGCCUACAGGAUGGUGCCUGCCUUACCACCCAAAAGAGUACUCAAGGGAGUCUUGGCCUCAGUGUCAGAGCGAGAGUUCAUUGAGGGACGGCGGCGUGGUUUGGGCAGGUUCCUGAACCUUGUGGGAAGGCAUCCUUUCUUCUCUGAGGAUGAGCUAGUGAAGACCUUUCUCACUUUCAAUGGCUCGGAUGUCCAAACCAAGCUACGUGACGCUUUUAAGAAAAUGGGGGACGAGUUUAUGACGUGUAGAUAUGCAACACAAGCCAAGGAAUACCUCCCUGCAGACAUCCAGUCUCGCUUCUCUGUGAGCAGAGAGCUGAUCAGAAACAUUCACAACAGCUUCCAGAAGUUGCGGGACCGAGCAGAGAGAAUGGCAGAGCGCUCGAAGGAUAAUGCCACAGAUCUACUAAUGUUUGGGAAGGAGAUAAGUGCCCUGGGUUCCGAUGCUUCACCCGUGCCUGUCCUGGACUCUUCAAAAAGCAUGUGGGGGGAUCUGAGACACUCUCUCCGUGGCCUGUCUGCAGAAUUCUCCCUGCUGGCAGAAAAAGCUGCUGAACAGGGAAGAAGAGAAGAAGAUGACGUGGUGGAAAAACUGAAUCUCUUUUUGGAUUUGCUGCAGUCAUACAGAGACUUGUGUGAGCGGCACGAGAAAGGCGUUCUGCACGAGCACCAGAAAGCACUGCAGAAGUACAGCGUGAUGAAGAGGCAGAUGAUGAGUGCAACCGUGCAGCCAAAAGAACAAGUGUCUGUAGAGCAACUGGAGUCCCGCAUUGUCCAGCAGGAGAAUGCCAUUCAGACAAUGGAGCUUCGCAACUACUUCUCGCUGUUCUGCCUGCACCAGGAGAGCCAGCUCAUUUUCACUUACCUUCCCAUCACCUCGCACAUCCUGGGGGCCUUCAUCAACUCCCAAGUGCAGGGGCACAGAGAGAUGGGCCAGGUUUGGAACAACCUUCACUCCAAGCUGAGUGGUCUUUUCACUGGCAAUAAUGGACUCCAGUCUCCUCCCCUCACUCCAAAAUAGGCAGAAGGCUUUGAGGAGGGUGAAGUGGCAAACACAACCCUGCUUGGACUGCCAGAAGCACCUUGGGCAAUUUCCCUUCUUUUAUGUAACUUCCAAAAAACACUACUAUGCAUUUCAUACAGAUGGAAGAGAACUACUCCUCUCUGUUUUUGUACUCAUUUCCACAAGGAUUUGUAGCAUGUGUGCCGAGGACUUUUUGAUUCUUUCAGUGCUUCAUGCUGAGCUUCACACAGAGCUGAACUGAUAAUAUAUUUGGUGGAAAUUAUAGUCAUGAAAUGGCAUCUUAAAUGACAACAGAGAUAUUGGCUAUUGCUUAGAGUACUAUAUGCUACAAAUGUCAAUAUGGAGCUAAGGAUGCUGGCAGAUAUGUAAUUUUCUUAUCACAAAGCAAGAAUUAUGCUUUACAUUGUACAGCAUCAUACUGAUAACACAUUUGGUGUUAUAGGUGCAAUAUUAUCCAUGCAGUAUGCUGAAAAUACUGUAUGAUAAGAUAUUCACGCUUACAGCCAGAGGAGGGCAGUGUUGCUGCAAUGAGUACUUCUAGUGUCCACAUAAAAGACAUUGGUUACUCAAGAAUUACCCCAGACUACACUUGCAAGAGAUCUGGGGGUAAAAAUCUAGAAACAGUGGCACAUUAUGACAAUAUUACUGUUAUAGUCUUUCCUUUAUGAAGCUGGUUAAACCAGAGCAUCAUAUAUUCAUAUUUUUGCAGUUCUCGGUUUCAAAUUUUAUAGUCGACCCCCUUUGAAGGGACUUUUAAGAAGCUAAGAUAAAGGAAAUUAGUUUUAUAUCUGAUAUGUUAGCUACCAGUUCUUCUAACUCAUACUAGACUGUGAAGUAUUUGUAGUUGCUAAGCCUGAGCCCAAAGCUAGAGUACGAGUCUCAACUCAAAGUCUAUUUGCAUAUUAAUGUGGAUAAUAGUAGUGAAAUUAAAGGAAUUGAUGAACCAAAGAACUGUUCUCACAUCUCAUAUUAUGAAGACAUGCCUAAAUUCCUUAGAUUUGAAAUGAAUACACCUCAGGUUGAAAUAUGAAGGACAAUUAGACUAAAAUUAUGGGUGUUAAAUGUUGGAAAUGUUGUUAACUUACAAUUUGUUGUAAUUCAUGAGUCUACAUAGUUCACUAAAGCAGAGAAACAGAUUCUAUAGUUGUGAAUCUAUAUAAUAUAUAACACAGACCAUUAGUGCCACACUAUGUUAUAAUCCAAUAUCAUGAUUCUUCCAUAAAAGCAUCAGCAACAGAUCAUCAGUUUUUCUGCAUAGAUUCAAUAUCUAUUUGCUUUGUAGCACAUUCAUUUUAUAUGAAGAAUAUUUUUGAUUACAUAACUACUCUUUUGCAAACAGAUUGUAUUAACAAUAUCGUUUUGGAUCAACUACACCAUAGAUUGCCCUCUACUGGCAUUAUGGGCAAAUUACAAGAUUUAUAUCUUGUUUAAGGCAUGGAGUGGGGUCACUGAGAGAUGUAAUACACAUUUCUUGGCUGCUUCUGUGCUUACACUUGAUAUAUGUCUUAAUAUAUGUAUUUUUUGCUAAUGAACAAUAAAGCAAUAAAUUGCUUCAGUGUUGUAA